Molecule: messenger RNA, 3725 nt
Organism: Mesoplodon densirostris (Blainville's beaked whale)
Lineage: Eukaryota; Metazoa; Chordata; Mammalia; Artiodactyla; Ziphiidae
Gene: ALDH3B1
Product: aldehyde dehydrogenase 3 family member B1
Exons: 5
Coding region: 964-1872 (302 amino acids)
Biological process (GO): aldehyde metabolic process
Cellular component (GO): cytoplasm
Molecular function (GO): aldehyde dehydrogenase (NAD+) activity
Source: RefSeq, a predicted model, not a curated record
AGUUUGGGGGUUGUGCAGGAUGGGAGAGGUGAGAGGCCUGAGCCCAGCCCCACCCUUAAGGGUCUUAUCCCUAACUCUGAGAGAGGCUACAAGGGACAGGAGCAGACAGCCAGCCAGGGAGGAUGCAGACUGGGGCAAGUGCUGGGUGGUGCCCUCGGCCCCAGGACGAGCUUGCUCCACUCUCCCUGAGCAGGCUGGGGAGCAGCCCCGGACCCCUGGGGACCCUUGGGAGAGAUGGGCCCCAUCCCGGAAACAGGCCUCUCCACCACUCACAAUCUCACACAUCACAGCAUCUGCCCUUGCUGAGCUCCCGCUGUGCCAGGCACUUAUUCCUGAGCCCACGGCCCUUCUGGAGGGCUGGACAGAUGAGGGUUUGGGGGCUCGGGUGACAAAAAGAUGCAGUGCCCACUGCACUGGCCAGGAUUGGGGCAGGCUGUAUUUUGCUCCCAGAGGUCACCUGCCAUCACCCUGACAUGUGCCCAUGUGGUCCAGACACCACCUAGCUUCAAGUGACCAGGAUGGAGUUACCAGAAGAGAUGAAAGGGUGGAGGAUACAGACAAGGCGAGGCCCUGGGGGAGGGAGGAGCGGACCCGCCUCCUGUGUGGCACACCUUGUCCCCAUCAGAGCAGGGGACGCGCCAUCUCUGCCUUUCUCCUCCCCAGACCCUGCCACGAGCCCAGGACAAGGCCUGCCCGCCGCCACCCUAACAGACAGGGAGGGCGACUGUGGGAGCAGAGGGGCCAGGGUCCUCAGCUGUUCCUACAGAUUCCCAGGGGGCGGAAGCACCAGGAGAAGGAAGCCGGGGUGGCGGGGGGCGCCUGACCACCCUCCACCAUCACAGCCCGAAGCUCAGUGGACUCUGGGCCCUGGCCCCCCAGGACCCAGGGUGCAGAGGCAAGGCAGGCAGACCCCCGGAGGCCAGCUUCCACGCCAAGUCCCUGAGGCAGUCUGUGCAGAGGCCGAUGGACCGCCAGAAGCUACUCCGCCAUAAGCUCCUGACUUCUCCAGGCCUCAGUUUCCUUAUUGGGAGCCCCCAAGUCGGCAAGAUUGUCAUGGCUGCUGCCGCCAAGCACCUGACACCCGUCACGCUGGAGCUGGGGGGCAAGAACCCCUGCUACGUGGACGACAACUGCGACCCCCAGACCGUGGCCAACCGCGUGGCCUUCUUCCGCUAUUUCAACUGCGGCCAGACCUGCGUGGCCCCCGACUAUAUCCUGUGCAGCCCCGAAAUGCAGGCUCGACUGCUGCCCGCCCUGCAGAGUGCCAUCACCCGUUUCUAUGGCGAAGACCCCCAGAGCUCCCCAGACCUGGGCCGCAUCAUCAGUGAGAAGAAUUUCCAGCGGCUCCGGGGCCUGCUGAGCUGUGGCCGCGUGGCCAUCGGGGGCCAGAGUGAUGAAAGCGAUCGCUACAUCGCUCCCACGGUGCUGGUGGGUGUGCAGGAGACGGAGCCGGUGAUGCAGGAGGAGAUCUUCGGACCCAUCCUGCCCAUCAUGAACGUGAGGAGCCUGGACGAGGCCAUCGAGUUCAUCCGCCGUCGGGAGAAGCCCCUGGCCCUGUACACCUUCUCCAACAGCAGCCAGGUGGUCAAGCGGGUACUGGCCCAGACCAGCAGUGGGGGCUUCUGUGGGAACGACGGCUUCAUGCACAUGACUGUCGCCAGCCUGCCCUUCGGAGGAGUGGGCGCCAGUGGGAUGGGCAGCUACCACGGCAAGUUCUCCUUUGACACCUUCUCCCACCACCGCGCCUGCCUGCUGCGCCGCCCUGGGCUGGAGAAGGUCUACACUCUCCGCUACCCACCCCACACUCCACGCAACCUGAGGGUCCUGCUCACAGCCAUGGAGACCCGCAGCUGCAGCUGCACCCUGCUCUGAGCCACUCAACGCACAGGGGCUCCGAGCGUCCCUCCCAGCUCACGUCUACGAGUCCUCCACUGCCGUGGCCACCUGAGGCUGGUGGAGACAUGACCUGGGGUCCACGACACAGGAGGAAAACACCUGCUGGGGCCACGGCCCAGACCAGUGCUUGCCCUCCUCCCGCCUGGGGCUUCUCUUUUCAGGCCCUCAGCUGCCCCCCAGCCAGGAUGGGCCAAGGUUUGGGAGCAUCGGAAACAGUGCAGUAACCUGCCCUCCCGCUCCCACGCUGGCCAGCCACCUGUGUUCCGGGAGACGAGGGCAGAUGUGGGCACCUCUCAGGACAGAAGGUGCCCUUUCUGUGGAGGGUGCAGAAGGGGUCCUGGCAUCCGGCCCAUGACACACUGCGGGCCUGCUGUGACCUGGGUCGUCCCUGCCCUCUUUGAGCCUGGUUCCCUAUCUGUUGGUGACCUGGGUCAUCCCUGCCCUCUCUGAGCCUGGUUCCCUAUCUGUUGCACAGAGGAGGUGAUUAACACCUCCUGAGAUCAUCGUGAGGAUUAAAUUUUGGAGCUUAAUUGCUGACUCCAGGCUCCAGGCGUCCUGUCUCCUCAUUUGGGAGGGGGGAGGCUGCUUCCCUCUACUCUCUCCGCACCUCUCCCUCCAGGUCAGGUUGAUGAGAUGCCCACAGUAGGAUCUCCCUUCCCUUCACCUCAGGGCUCUUAGGAGCUCUGAACUAGCUCCUGUCCCCCAAGUGGCUGGCCCUGGGCACCUUCCCCUCACCAUGUCCCACACUGGACUCAUCCCCUUCCCUGACCUGCUCAUCCUCCUGGGCCCCCAUGACAUGGAGUGAUCCCCCAUCACUCAGCCACAAAGCCAGACUCCCCGGCCUCCUGCUAGACACUCCCUUCUCACCUCCCAAGUCCCAUCUUUGCACAAUUCUUGAUGAUUCUAUAAAAUACCGCAGACUUCCCCAAUCCACACACUAAUCGCUGUGCCCCGGGACAUCCAUCACCUACCCUCUUCCCCCGGGGCCCACCCCUUCUCCUCAGAGAUCUUCCCAAAGCCCAUUGGACCAUACUAGCCCUCAGCCUGAACCCCUUCAGUGGUUCCCCUGGUUCACAAGUCUGGACCCAUAACAAUCCUUGGGAGGCUCUGCACAGCCCUGUGCACGACCCUCCACCACCACCACCGCCAACCCAUCCUUGUCCUCUUCUAACGCACUGGAUGUGUCCUCCUUCUCUGAUGGACCUCCGCACAGAAGCUGGGCAUGCUCUCUGGCCCUUCUGGUUCUGCUCGACUCCUCCUUGAGCUCUGCUUGGAUAUCAUCUCCUCCAGGAAGCCCUCCCUGACCACCUUCCACUCCCCCCAACACACAGGCGGCCUCAGGGGCUUUCUCAGUGUCCGCAGCCUCCGGGGUCCCUCUGCUACACAAUUCACUGGGAGGAAACACGGGUUUGGGGGCUGUUGAGGGACGGAGCUCCUGGGUCAUACAGAUCCAGGAGUGGUUCAGGCGGCCGCACUUCGCAGAUCUAAGGUUUGGGCCAAGUUACUACACAAGUCCGUGCCUCCGUUUCCCCAUCUGUAAAGCGAAAAUAAUCGUUCCUCCCCACAGGGCUGCCGGGAGGAUUAAAUGAAGACGCCAGGAUGAAGGUUUAGCAUAGAGUAGGCAUGGUUCCCGCGUGGAAUCACCACAGGCUACGAUUCUCAUCACUGUUAUCACACACGCCCUGCCGAAGCCGAGCAGAUGUCCUCCGGCCCAGGGUACCGGGUCCGACAGGAGCAGCAACCUUAAACCACGCCUCGGAUGUCCCGCCUCCAAGAGCUCGGGAGUCCCGGCUCACUAACUUCUCGCACCCAACCCGGCGGCGCUCUAC